Messenger RNA from Heterostelium album PN500, 3591 nucleotides. RefSeq names its product serine/threonine-protein kinase. The coding region runs from base 1 to 3591 and encodes 1196 amino acids. The transcript is spliced from 3 exons. The record is from RefSeq and is a predicted model, not a curated record. Gene Ontology annotation, biological process: protein phosphorylation. Gene Ontology annotation, molecular function: ATP binding; protein kinase activity. Lineage: Eukaryota; Evosea; Eumycetozoa; Acytosteliales; Acytosteliaceae.
AUGACAUCAAUAACAAACAACAACAAUAGUAGUAAUAAUAAUAAGAUAACAACACCUCCACCACCACCAGUUUCAUCUCUAACUAAAAUUCUAACCGAUGAAAAGCGUACCACUAUAACAACUCUAGUUGAUAAAGAAGCAUGUGGUGAUUAUAUAUUGAUUGAUAUCAUUGGUAAAGGUGGAUUUGGUGUUGUAUAUAAAGGAUUACAUAAAACUAAAGGUCAUUUCUCAGCGAUCAAGAAGAUCAAGAUCACAAAGCGAAAGAAAGGUGAUAAGACUGCAGAGUCACAAUCGAUGCUCAUGGUGGAAAUCAAUCUACUCAAAGUCCUAUCACAUCAUAACAUCGUUAGAUACUAUGAUCAUAUACCAACCACUUCACAUUCCUAUAUUGUCAUGGAGUUCAUUGAGAAUGGAUCGCUUGAAAAGAUUGUAAAACGACAUGGAUUACUACCAGAGGGUCUGGUUAAUGUAUAUAUUGCACAGGUGUUGUCGGGACUGGAGUAUCUGCAUCGACAGGGUGUCAUCCACAGAGACAUCAAGGCAGCGAAUCUCUUGAUUUCCACUGACGGCUCCAUAAAGUUGGCCGACUUUGGUGUCGCCACAAAAGUGUCGGAUCUCUCUGCCGACAAUCCCGAUGACUCUUUUGCUGGUACACCCUAUUGGAUGGCACCAGAGAUUAUACAGAUGCAAGGUGUAUCUACGGCUUGUGAUGUCUGGUCGCUCGGUUGUACCAUCAUUGAGCUGCUCACUGGAACACCGCCCUACUUUGGACUGGCGCCAGCCGCUGCCCUCUACAAGAUCGUGCAAGAAGACCACCCACCAAUUCCACAGGGAAUAUCGCCGGCACUCAAAGACUUUUUACUGCAGUGUUUCAAGAAGGACGAAAAUAUGCGUAGCUCGGCCAAGCAGCUUCUGAAUCAUCCGUGGAUAAAGGCCAUUGUAAAUAGAAAUCUUGACAAUACUCAUCAGGUCAAGAACGCACGACAGGAAAUCAUCAGUUAUAACACACAGUUACAAGAGGUAACCUCUACGCUGGAUCAACAGCCAUCUACAAGACCAAGAUCAAAACAACCUCCUGUUCCAAAUGGACAACAACAACAACAACAAAGUGGAAACUAUCAAGAACAACAACAACAGCAGCAACAACAACAACAUCAACACCAACAACAGCAACAACACCAACAACAAAAAGUAGUUCAACAACAAGGUAGUGGUCAAUCAAAGUCAUGGAUACAAAGUAAUUCAACAAAGGAUGCAACUUCACGAACUAUUAAUGCUGGAUUAACAUUGGCUUCACCACGAACCAAUAAUAAUAAUAGCAAUACUAGAAAUACAGUUGAAGAUAGUAAUCAUCAUAAUAAUGUCAAUGACAAAGAAAAGGAAAGAAAAGCACAAUUAACAAGACAACUAUCAAGAUUUAUAGAGAGUGAUAAUGAUGAUGAUAAUUUUGGAGAUAUCAUAAUAAAGAAACAACAACAACCAGUUAGACAACCACUGAAACUGCAGCAAAAUAAACAACAACAACAACAGAAACAAGUAGUUAAACAAAAAUUGGAAAAGUUUGCAGAUGAAGAAGGUGAUGAUGAUUUUGGAAGUGGUCCAGCCAAUGGACAACAGUUAAAGAUGGGCAAUAGUGGAUCAUCGGAUUGGGACGAUAAAGGUGGAUUCGAUGGUUUCAGUGAUGACGAUGAAAAUGAUCAAGAUGGAAACAGCCAACCACUGAAUCUCUCUUCGUUAAAGUUGAAGCUGCCCUCCAACAACGAGGAAUGGGACAGCGAAAUCGAAGAUACCUUUGAUAGCAUUUCACAAUGGACAGAGACAGACAAUGAUGUUCAAACCACCAUCAACUUACAAGACAAACAGAGAGAACAAAUCACCAAAACAAUUGUAGAUAUCAUUUCGCAACUCAAUCACUAUCACAACAGCAAUAAUACCGCCUCCAGCGAGACCGGUUCACUCCUCGAGAAGCUGAUGGAGCUACUCGACCGCUUCCCUGACGAGCGUCGUCUCCUUGUGAGCAACGGUGAGUUUGGCGUCUACUUCCGUCUGCCCAUUAUCAUGUUCCUCGAGAUGCUUGAUCAGCCAAACAGUCCGCACCACCACAUCACACUGAAGCUAAUCAACCAGGCAAUGUCAGAGAGCAGCUCCAUCAUGGAGACCAUCUGUAUUUUGAACGGUAUUCCCAUCAUCACACAAUUUGCCAGCCGAAACUACCCAGAGCAACUCCGUGAGGAAGUCUCUAUCUUUGUACUUCAUCUAUGUAAAUCAUCGUCCUAUUCACUCAACAUGUUUAUCGCAGGAAGUCGCGGAUGCCGAGUACUCGUGGAUCUCGUCGACUCUGACUACUUCAACAGCUCGACACUCAUCCACAACACACUGGAUUCGAUCUCCCAAGUCUUCAAACUACAUUCUACACUCCCCAAAACAUCGUUAUGCCAUCUCUUUGCGAGAACUCAACUUUUAAAUAGAAUCUCUUUAUUGUUACAUCAAAUUUUCAUACCAACCGCUACUUUAACCACUGGAAGCAGUGGCGAUACCAACAAGAAUGGCGCUGGCGGUGCUGAACAUCAUCGUCACUCAUCAAGUGUACAGAAACUAUCAAAAGAUGCAUUCGAACGUGUAUUGUCAUACUCUGUAAAGGCAGCAGACAUUCUGUUGUUCUUUUCGACUGGUGAUGCACUGGCCAAAGAAGAACUCUCCAGUGAGACAGUGAUGAAAUCGAUUCGUGGUGUUCUCGGUGAGAUUUGCACAUGGACAACGAUUGGUAAUGAUGUGCGUGCUUUUCUACUGCGAGUUCUCAAGGUUAUCAAGAAUCUCUCGAUGGACCAACACAACAGAAUCAAACUUGACAAUGUCGAUAUGAUUCCAACUCUGAUUGGAUUCCUUGGACUCUCGCCAAAUGGCAUCGACAAGAUUACCGAGAUCUACAAUCAAGUGCUCCACUCACUCUAUCAUCUGUUGUUACUCGAUAAGGCCAGACAAGACAAAGCACUGAAAUGCGGAAUAUUACCACCACUCCACUACAUCAUCAACUCGCGUGGUCCACUGAAAGAAUUGGCAUUGCCAAUCCUGUUUGACCUUGUGAGAUUGUCUUCGUCCUCCAGUAGAAUACAACUCUGGGAGUGCAAUACUCUUGACAAACUGCUAGAGUUACUUGAGGACCGCAAUUGGUUUGCCGACGCCAUCGAGUCGAUUGCUGCAUGGGCAUCGCUCGAGUCAACACCGGUUUUCGAACGUCUCACAAACGAGCUGAAACCAAGCCAAUUGCUGAUACACAUUGUACACACCAGUCACAUCAAACAUCCAUCGUUCUCAAAGUCACUAAUCCCACUUUUACACUUGAUGCAAUCUUCGCCAGUGCUAACAGAGCGUCUCAUUGAAGUUGGUCUUGUCAACUCACUCAUCGAAUGUCUGGAACUCGACAAUUCUUCAGUAUCAAAGAUUACACUCUUGAAAAUCGUUGGCACCGUUCUCCAGAAGAACUCGAAUCAAACCUCACUCAAACCCAUCCUCCAACGUAUUUCUAAACAAGAUGAAUCAGAAAUUGUUAAAACCAUUGCCGAUAGUUUACUUUCUUUCUUUUCAAAUUAA